AUGAAUGUUGAAGAGUCAGAGAUAAAAUACUCGCUAAAACGACGCCGUCUGUUAUUUAACAAGGCAAAAUUGAAAGCUGUUUCACGUACAAGUGCUCUUCUAUCAGGGUUUGCUAUGGUUGCAAUGGUUGAAAUAUCAUUAGAUGAUCAUAAGAAUUCUAAAAAUUCAGCACCUUUGUUAGUCGUCUAUUCAGUUGUAACAUGUCUACUUGUUGGUGUGCAUCUAUUAGCAUUGAUGAUCAGCACAUGUAUAUUACCACAAUUAGAAGCUGACAGCACACUUGGCUACGACGCAUACGAAUCACAUUCAACAAUGCAUAUCUAUAUUGAAUUAGCUUGGAUUUUAAGUACUGGUUUUGGCAUAUUUUUGUUUCUGGUUGAAAUAGCAAUAGUAUGUUGGGUCAAAUUUUUCUAUGUAACACGUCCAGCGGCAAUAGCCACAACAAUUGUAAUUGUACCAGUUAUAAUCUUAUUUUGCAUAUUUUCAUUGCAUUUUUAUCGACGUCUUAUUUCAUCUAAAUUAAGUCAUCAUCAAGACGAAUUAAAUGAGAUUGAAAAUACAUUAACGAUUUGUGUUCGAUUUAAUGAAUGUAUCAGUAUGAUGACAGUGGAAAAAGGUGAAGCAAUUAAAGAAAAAGGAAAUAAUCAUUUUUUACAAAAAAAGUAUCAUGAUGCUAUUCACUGUUACAAUCAAGCAUUGAAUCAAAAUGGUGAAAAACCUGCGUAUUAUGUUAAUCGUGCCUUAUGUUACAUAAAACUAAAACAAUGGGAUAAAGUUUAUCAAGAUGCUCAUCAUUGUCUUGAUCUUGAUCCAAACUAUAUUAAAGCUCAUGCUUAUUUAGGACAGUACUAUGUUGAACAACAACGAUACGAUGAAGCCAUAAUAUGUUUUAAACAAGCACUUGAUCUAUGCAAAGUUCAAAAUAAAAAUUUUGGUGGUGAAAUUCAAAGAUUUUUAAAUUAUGCACAUAAAUGUCGUUUUUCAUUGAUGGAACAAAAACGUAUUGAAAAUGAAAAUAGUUUACAAACAUAUGUUCGUUCAUUGAUACAAACAGAUAAAGAACGACGGAUGCAAUUAUAUAUAGAGAAAUAUUUUCAAGAACACGAAACAAAUACAAACAAAAAAUUGGAGUCAGCAUCUUCCACAGUACCAUCAUCGACAAUAUCGAACAGUCUUUCAAUUUUAAAGCAAUAUUUAUCAAAAACAGUCGGUUAUCAUAAUCAACAGACAACAACAACAAAUGUUUCUUCGAAUGUUCCGUUAAAUACAGAAGCAGUAACAAAAUCUGAUAAUCAAACGGAUAUUACAGUUGAUUCACAACUCGAAAAAGGACUAUCCGAAAUCGAACAAUCAUCCAAUCAAUCAUUGCAAGAAUUGAAUAACUUAUUUAAUGAAGCUGAUACAAAAAGAAAACGACAUGAAAUACCAGAAUAUUUAACAUGUAAACUUUGUUAUGAUCUUAUGAGAGAUCCGGUGAUUACACCAUUCGGUAUUACUUAUUGUCGAUCAUGUAUUGAAGAAAAUUUAUAUAAAGUUGGUCAUCUUGAUCCCAUAGCUAAUAAACCAUUAGCUGUUGAACAAUUAAUUAACAAUUUGGUAUUGAAAGAAAUUGUUGAAAAAUUUAUUAAAGAAAAUGAAUGGGUGAACUCAGAAUAUUUAUAA
This is a messenger RNA of Rotaria socialis, 1662 nucleotides long. The record is from the annotation of a GenBank genome assembly. Lineage: Eukaryota; Metazoa; Rotifera; Eurotatoria; Philodinida; Philodinidae.